Cariama cristata (Red-legged seriema) is the source of this 715-nucleotide messenger RNA. It is a transcript of the gene CRYBA1, whose product is annotated as crystallin, beta A1. The record is from RefSeq and is a predicted model, not a curated record. The transcript is spliced from 4 exons. Gene Ontology annotation, molecular function: structural constituent of eye lens. Gene Ontology annotation, biological process: lens development in camera-type eye; visual perception. Lineage: Eukaryota; Metazoa; Chordata; Aves; Cariamiformes; Cariamidae. The annotation marks the transcript as partial.
UCUCCGUUCCAGAUCACCGUGUACGACCAAGAAAACUUCCAGGGCAAGAGGAUGGAGUUCACUUCGGCCUGUCCAAACAUCAUGGAGUGUGGCUUCGACAACAUCCGCUCCCUGAAGGUGGAGUGUGGCGCGUGAGUACCCGGCCGCCAGCAGCGGGGAUGCUUUCCCAGCUGGGACGCCUGGAGCGGCAGCAAGGCCUACCACAUCGAGCGCCUGAUGUCCUUCCGCCCCGUCUGCUCCGCUAAUCACAAGGAAUCCAAGAUCACCAUCUUUGAGAAAGACAACUUCAUCGGCCGCCAGUGGGAGAUUGGCGACGACUACCCCUCGCUGCAGGCCAUGGGCUGGGCCAACAACGAAGUGGGCUCCAUGAAGAUCCAGUGUGGCGCCUGGGUUUGCUACCAGUAUCCCGGGUACCGUGGCUACCAGUAUGUCCUGGAGGCCGACCACCACGGAGGAGACUACAAGCACUGGAGAGAGUGGGGUUCGCACGCCCAGACCUCCCAGAUCCAAUCCAUCAGGCGUGUCCAGCAGUAGCUCCUCACUUUCCAGUACAUCUUUGCAAGGUUUCUAAAGCUCACCGGCUCCCUUUUGGUGCUAAUACUCCCCUCCCAAAAUAACCACCCCUUCUCGUACUGCAACUGCUUAUGGAACACCACUCCCAAACGGUACCAACUGCCACAAUUGCCAAUAAAUGUGACUGAAAGAAAAAGAUAAA